Anopheles darlingi is the source of this 2811-nucleotide messenger RNA. RefSeq lists its product as uncharacterized. The coding region runs from base 186 to 2246 and encodes 686 amino acids. NCBI's taxonomy places the organism in Eukaryota, Metazoa, Arthropoda, Insecta, Diptera, Culicidae. The record is from RefSeq and is a predicted model, not a curated record. The transcript has 4 exons.
CGAAUCACGGGCCUUCGGCGCGUUGUCGUCCUUUCAAAAAUCAGGAAAAGCGCGAAAGACACCCAAGUGCGUUUGUGCGUGCUGUAUUUCUGUGAAUCGCAAUCCUGCAAUUACCCCCCACCGAGGAAAAACGGAACUAGUGCUGCGGAUUACGAAAUUGCGGAAAAGGGUGCGUAACGGGCGAAAUGCAGAUCAAUAAAACGGAGCAAGCGACGACGGAGCUCGGCCAAAGGAUCCAAGUAGCGCAGUCAGCAGCAGAGGCAGGACCAUCGACGGUGGCGGCGGUAGCUCCGACGAAAACGGAUUCUUUAAGAAUACAACGCAAGAGACAACAAUGGGGCAUUAUGCAGCUGUUCUCGAUCUCGGAAGCAACCCAAUCCUCACUCGUCUACUGCCAGCGUGCAUUGCGCGAUUUCGUGAAACUGCACCAGGUUGUAGCGUACCAAAUCGAUAAGCUACCCGCGAAGAAGGCGGUCCAAGCAAAACAAUAUCUAAUCGAUUUGGAAGACGAAAUCCGUAGUAUCGGCAAGGAGCAGGAGAAAAUAGUGACGGAAUUGACGGAAAAGUUGCGAGAAUUCCAGCAUUUCAUACUAGUGUCGCGUAGCAUCGAAAUUCCGAACGAGCUAGCGGACGGGUAUGUGUCGCACACGUUCCAACGGUAUUACGAGACAUGUAGCGUACAAUUCAAUCCACCGCCCGGUCUCACCUUGCGCCGCAAUGUGGCCGAAAUCGCCGAACAUUACAGCAUCGAAGCGAUACUGAAUAUGUACAACGAGGAGUGCAUUGAUCGGACACCGCAAUCUCGUUCGCUGAAAAAUCAAACGCGAAAGCGGGGCCCACAGCCACUGCUGGUCGCUUCCUCGCGCUCGCUAUUGAAACCGCCAACGGCGGAAUCGAAAUCGACUGAUGCAAGGGUCGAAGCACCAUCUAGCACCGUUGCCGCUCGGCUAGCGCCGAAGGAACGCCGUGCAUUUGCCAACAUUGGUAAGCCUCCGAUUGAGGUACAACAAGAUGUAGAUGCGAAGGAGGAAUUUACAGAAAUGCAGAUCAAGGUGGAGCCGGAAAUAAUCAUCGAAGAGCAACAGCAACAACCACAAUGGCCAUUGCCGGGUAAAGCUUGGAAGCCAGGGUUCCGUGGUCGUCCACCGAAGAUCGCCAAGGAGGGAGGGCUACUGCAUCUUGCCGCAAAUGAUAAAGUGAUGAAACCUACUGUGAAGGAAGAGCCACAUGACAUCGAGGAAGACGAUGAGGAAGAUCAGGAUCAGGAGCAGCAGCAGCAGCAGCAGGAGCUAUGGGUUGCCACCAACGAUUCAUCGAACGAGGCACCACCACCACCCACCACGGCAGCCUAUCGCCGUGGUCGUACCAAUCUGCUGCAAGCGUUAAACAAAACCAGACAGACCAAUAGCAGCAAUGCGAUCGUCGAGUCAUCCUUAAAGACGACGGUACAGAGUGGAGUAUUCACUGGUGCGCUACCCGCUCUCAACCAGCAAAAAGGGAAGAAGCGUUCUAGGGCGACUUUCGCACCCGGUGUUAAACUCGCUAAACACCCCUCCACCGGAACAGUAACAUCUAGCGGUUCCUCACCGAACUCUCGCUGUUCGACGCCUUCGUCGGGUGAUUCGUCGGAUCCACGUUCGUCGAUCGGAGAGUUACCGGCCAUUGAAAGUGAACCACCCGUUCCGACACCGCUCAGCAUCUUUGAGCUAGGCCAACCACCCUACCUGCGGCUGUUCGGUCUCGUGACGCACGAGGAAGCUAAGGUACUGAAGGAAAGCAAAGCCGUACGGAAGCGACGAAGCUGUAACAGCACCGAACGUAAGGACUUCCAUUAUGGUCGGCUUGAUUACUACGAGCAGCAGCUGUAUCAGCAGGCUACAACGGCAGCCGCGGUAGCUUCCGGAGCUGGAAGACGUCGUGUUGGCUGCUCCCAGCGCCCCGUACUCUACUCACCGCAGGUCGUUGUCAAGAAGCGUAAACAGACGGCACCACCACCACCGCCAUCUGGCAGCGGCACCACUAGCGGAUCCUCCUCAUCCAUCAACAGCAACAGCAGUCCGGAAGCGACGACGCUUCAGAACAUGCUGUCCGAGCUGGGCGAAAAGUGUUGCUUCGUUUGCAACGAAAAGGGCUCGGUAGCAGAGCUGAGCUCAUGCACCAACUGUUGCAACAUCUACCAUAUCGAGUGCCACGAGGGCGCGAACGAGCUCAAGGAAGAACUCUGUCCCGUGUGCCUUACCGACUGAGGGUUGGCCAGCUUUUUUCGUCGGUUUUACUUUUACGAACAACCGGAAAAUGGACCACCGGUCUGCUUGAUCGCAGGUGUUUAGAUCUCCCGCUCACUCACGGAGACCACCUUUGCCCACAUACUUAACGUGUGUACAUAUAGAAAAUCAUUCCCACGGUCUUACCGGGGCAGGAAUGGUAUUGAAUUUGAAUUAUGCCACUAGCCAGAUCAUAACGUUAAGCUAGUGAAGAGGAGGAACCGUUCUGGAAAAAAGUGUAUAAAAAGACAAGAAGGUCUUCGAAUCAUGACCAACUUGUUCGCUAUCGUGAACCAUAAUGUACGAUGUAAAUACGUAGCACAACAGUAAUUAGUAGGCUACUUCGCGUAUGGAGCGAAGUGUACAGAAGAGAACUUCUUAAAAUCAUAGGAGGCACGUAUCAUGAGGUGUUCCACGAUCUGCAAAGUAAGGCUAUUCGCUCCUGAAUUCUGUUUUGUUUGAUACAAGAAGUCGCCAUGCUUCGUUCUCAAUAAUCUUAAGGCUUUCGUUCUCUUCUGUUGUUUCAUAUAAACCUACAAAUAAAAUA